Acanthoscelides obtectus is the source of this 315-nucleotide messenger RNA. Lineage: Eukaryota; Metazoa; Arthropoda; Insecta; Coleoptera; Chrysomelidae. The record is from the annotation of a GenBank genome assembly.
UGAUUAUCAAAUAAGCUUACUUGCACCUUCCUACCGCAGUAUAGAAACAUAUUGGUUUUAGGUAUUAGCAGCACUUCUGGUGCUGGCCGCUGCUUCCUGCCAGAAACAUAUUGGCAUGGGUUAUUUACAUGGGUUCAGUCAACCUAGUGUAUCCAAAGCACUACAUCUUCCAGACAUUCUAUCUAAGCAUAUUUACUUCCCUCAAACACUGUCAGAGAGGAUAGUAAUUAUAUUGCCAUGCAUAUUAAGAAGGUGACUCUGGACAUCCAUUAAGAAUCGGUCUUACCAGAAAUACCAUAGGGUGAUGCACAGGAG